Molecule: messenger RNA, 999 nt
Organism: Suillus subalutaceus
Lineage: Eukaryota; Fungi; Basidiomycota; Agaricomycetes; Boletales; Suillaceae
Product: isoprenoid synthase domain-containing protein
Exons: 4
Coding region: 1-999 (332 amino acids)
Source: RefSeq, a predicted model, not a curated record
AUGAAUCCAACGACCCCCCAGGCUAUCAUGUUUUCCACUAUCACUCACAUGACAACUCCUAACCCUCAUCGUGAUGCGGUGUCCUGCGCAUCUGAUCAAUGGCUUAUUGACGUAGCACGACUCGUAGAGUCCGAGAUCGGAGAGUAUAUUGAUAUAGAAGCAGGCGUAUUCGCUGCCGUUUGCUAUCCUGAUGCAGAUGCCUUCCAUCUCCAAGUCUGCUCUGACUUCCUUACCUGGUUGUUCAUUAUAGACGACUGGAUGGAGUAUAAUGUCGUCGAUGUACGGGGAGCGCGUGAAUCCUGUAUUCUGGCACUCCACGAUCCCAUCAAUUUUGACACGGAACAGCUUGGUGCAAAGAUGUGCAAAUCGUUUUUCAGUCGCUUUAGGGAGACUGCCGGCCCCGGCUGCACAAAGCGGUUUAUUCACAGAUGCGAACUGUCCUUCGCUGCUGUGGCUAAGCAGGUGGAUGACCGUGCUAAAGGACAUAUGUAUGAUCUGGCAUCUUAUAUCGCCCUGAGGCGAGAUAUAAGCGCGGUGAAGAUCGCCUUUGCCGUCAUCGAAUAUGUAGCUCGAAUUGAUCUUCCCGACGAAGUUAUGUCGCAUCCAAUUAUCAUGGCCUUGGAGGAUGCAGCCAACGAUUAUAUUUCUUGGUCCAACGAUAUCUUAUCAUACAACAAGGAGCAAUCUCACGGUGACGCACAUUGGCAUAACAUGGUUGCUGUGCUCAUGGACGAUCGAGGACUAGACCUGCAAGGUGCCAUCGACUAUACUGCCCAGAUGUGCAAAGAUGCCAUCCAGCGCUUCGAAUCCAACCGUGCCAUCCUCCCUUCAUGGGAAGAAGAGGUUGACAGGCAGGUGGCUAUCUACGUCGAAGGGAUGCAGAACUGGAUGGUUGGCUCACUCCACUGGCACUUGGAUUCCGUCCGCUUUUCUGGCACGGAUGGAUAUGCUGUCAAGCAGGACCGAAUCGUCAAGCUGCUUCCUAAAAGGCCCUUGUAA